Lotus japonicus is the source of this 2595-nucleotide messenger RNA. RefSeq names its product probable receptor-like protein kinase At2g42960. Lineage: Eukaryota; Viridiplantae; Streptophyta; Magnoliopsida; Fabales; Fabaceae. Gene Ontology annotation, molecular function: ATP binding; protein kinase activity. The transcript is spliced from 9 exons. Gene Ontology annotation, biological process: protein phosphorylation. The coding region runs from base 750 to 2249 and encodes 499 amino acids. The record is from RefSeq and is a predicted model, not a curated record.
AGAACCCACAGACCACCUCAAACUAAAAUUGAAAACAUUCUAAGCAGUUAGGGACAGAGGAUGAUGCCAAGUUUUGAGAUUUACACAAGAUUUAUCCCUUUUCUCACACUUUGUUAAGCAAACAGACAGACAUCACAAUAACAGGAAAAAGGAGAAGGAGGCUAGAUUUGGGGCUUAGCUUCUCCCUGUUGGAUUGGAAUUGGAUUGAGAUUGAGGUUCAUUUCAUCCUUCUUUCUCUCUCCUCACUUUUUCUUCUUCCCUACCAGCCUUAAUCACCACAACCACUGUUCAUUUCAAACUUGCUUUUCCUUUACUCUCUCUCUCACUCACUGUUUUCCUUGGUUACAAAACCAUGCCUCCUUUCCAGCUUGCUCUGCUCCUUCUCUCCUCCUCAUGUACAACAAUACCCACCAACCAAAAUCCAACCUUUCUUUCUCUCUCCUCUAAAUUCUCCUCACUCUCUCUCUUCCCCUGCAAUUUUCCUCCAUCAAGAUAAGAUUUUUACCUGGCAUUCCCUUCCAUGUUUCGUUUUUUAACAUCUUAGCCUCUGAGGUUUUGCUUUUCCUUCACUGUGGCCCACUUUUUACCAACUGGGGUGCCACUGUUUCAUCUGGGUUUUGUUGUAGGGGUAGAAGAUCCAGCAGGGUAGCUAGCUAAGCUACCUUAGAUCAACACAAAGGUAGGAAUGCCUUGAUUUUGCUAGCUGAAGAACUCGGGGGACAUAGUUGAUUGAGUUGUAGCGAGCGAUUAUGUCAUCCAACAGUUCUCUGAAUGUUCAAUUGUCUAAGACUUCGAUAUUGGGUUUGAAACGAUGGGUUUUGAUUGGGAUAGGUGUUGGUGCAUUUAUAGUGCUGAUUCUUUGUAUAAUAUCUAUAUGGGCGAUGUUUCGGAGAAAGUCUAGGAGAUCUCUGGAGAAGUACUCUAUAUCCCAGAUACCAAAUGUCUCAAAAGAUAUUGAUGUCGACAAGGUUGGAGUGCAGGGUUCUCAUGUGCAACCAGAUAAUAUUUUUAUUCCUGUUCAUGACAAGGAAAAUGAUAAUAAUUCAGGUAAGGUAUCGGUUCAUUAUGGGAUGAGCAAGUCCGGUGAUCAUGAUAAUGCCAGCCAGUGUAGUUCAAAUUAUCAUCACGAGAGAAGAUUUAGUUCAAUGUCAGGGGAAGAAGGAAGCUCUGGGAAUGGUAUGAAGCAAUCUACAUUGUCACAUGGAGGGCUGGUGACUGCCUCUCCUUUAAUUGGCUUGCCAGAAUUUUCUCAUCUCGGAUGGGGCCACUGGUUUACACUUAGAGAUCUGGAACGAGCCACCAGUCGUUUCUCUGCUGAGAACAUUAUUGGAGAGGGUGGAUAUGGGAUUGUUUACAGGGGUGUGCUGGUCAAUGGAACCGAGGUGGCAGUGAAGAAACUUCUUAACAACUUGGGACAGGCGGAGAAAGAAUUUAGGGUUGAAGUGGAGGCUAUAGGCCAUGUUAGACAUAAGCAUCUUGUACGCCUGCUUGGAUAUUGUUUGGAAGGUGUUCACAGGAUUCUGGUAUAUGAGUAUGUGAACAACGGUAACUUAGAACAAUGGUUACAUGGGGAAAUGCGCCAACAUGGGACACUAACCUGGGAGGCCCGCAUGAAAGUUAUGCUUGGCACAGCCAAAGCGCUUGCUUACUUACAUGAAGCAAUAGAACCAAAAGUUAUUCACCGGGAUAUAAAGUCUAGCAACAUAUUGAUUGAUGAUGAGUUCAAUGCAAAGGUUUCUGAUUUUGGUUUGGCCAAACUUUUGGACUCUGGAGAAAGUCACAUAACUACUAGAGUAAUGGGAACAUUUGGCUACGUGGCACCAGAAUAUGCUAAUAGUGGUUUGUUAAAUGAAAAGAGUGACAUUUAUAGCUUUGGUGUCCUUCUACUGGAAUCAGUUACUGGAAGGGACCCUGUAGAUUAUGCGCGUCCUGCAAAUGAGGUUAAUCUUGUUGAGUGGCUCAAGAUGAUGGUUGGGUCAAGGAGGGCUGAAGAAGUUGUGGACUCAAGCCUUGAAGUUAAACCAUCAGCUCGUGCUUUAAAGCGCGCCCUUCUCGUUGCACUUAGGUGUAUUGAUCCUGAUGCGGACAAGAGGCCCAAAAUGAGUCAAGCUGUAAGGAUGCUCGAAGCUGACGAAUAUCCAUUUCGAGAGGAUCGAAGAAAUAGAAAGAGUGGCUCUACCAGUAUGGAGAUUGAAACAGUGAAGGAUAUUUCUGCUCCAUCUGAUGCUGAAAAGGCAGGGCAUUCUUAAAGCUACAUGCCUGAAACAACUCAAGGAUAGGAUUGAAAACCCCUUAACUUCACCUCAUGUACAAUUUCUGUUGUACUCAUUUCAGUAACUAUAUCUAUACCAUGUAUCUCCCAAGUUUGUGACCUUGAGAAAAUUUUGCUGCAUCUGAGAAGAGAGUGGGAUAAGAGAGAGCCAUUUGGACAAUGAAUUUUUCUUUUUUCGGUUAAAUUCAAUGGGACCAUUUAAUAUAUGGUACGCCAACUUUGCAGAGAGGGUAGUGUCUGUGAUAGUAUUAAUGUUGUACAGAUGUCAGCUGGUCCCAUGUUUUUCUUACAUGAUUGUUAAUUUAUUUUUCACCCUUCGGCUA